Phasianus colchicus (ring-necked pheasant) is the source of this 999-nucleotide messenger RNA. Lineage: Eukaryota; Metazoa; Chordata; Aves; Galliformes; Phasianidae. The record is from RefSeq and is a predicted model, not a curated record.
AUGGCACAUAUAAGCCCCGACCCUUGCUAUUUCCAAAGGAAAGCAAGAGGCUGCACUAUCCCUGUGGGAGCGCUGAGCAGGAAGGCGUGGGGAUCCCAGCCCAUAGCCAUAUCCCUGCAGGCAAGCUGCCGCUCUGGAAAUAAACUUCUGCCCGCUCGCAACUCUCCGGCCGGCUCCUCAGCCCGCACACGAGGCUACGGCGGAGGCGUCGCGGAGCUCCGGCCGCGGGCUGUGACCCGCGGAGGGCAACGGCCACCAGGCGGCCGCUACCGGUCCCGCCGCUCGGGGAAGCGGAGCAGCGGCUCCGGCCCGGAGAACGCUCGCGCUGCCCCCCGCCCCGAGGGGGCUCCGCCGGCGGAGCCGCCUCUCCGCCCCUCUCGGCCGGGAAGCCGGCCGCCGGGAGCGGAGGAGCGGCCAGAGGGAAGAGCAGGCUGCCCCCGGGGCUCCGGCUCCCGGCUCAGGAGCCGACAAAAGGCACCGCGCCGCCCGCCCGCCCCCGUUGCCCCGAGGCCGGGCGCAGUCCGGACAGCGGGCGGCUGCCUCUCCGCGCGGGGCAGUGGCGCUCGGCCGCCGGAGGUCCGAGCCAUUAAAAGCUCCGCGGGGAGGAGGAGGAGAAGAAGGCGGCGGCGGCGGCGGGUGAAGGAGGGCGGCGGGGGGCCGGAGGGAGCAGGGUCGCCAUGUCCGGCUUCCAGCGCGGGGAGCCCACCCGGCCGGGCGCGGAGGAGCGAGGCGGCUGCCGCCCGCGGACCGGGGAAGCGGGAACUGGACGCCGGGCAGCGCGACCGCGCCUCCCCUAACCCUGCCCCCUCCCGGAGGGGGAGCCGCGGGCGGGAGGAGGCGGCCGACAGCCCCCUCCAGCGUUCACAGGCGGCGGAUCGCGGCGGCCGCCCGUCUCGGCGCUACCCGCGGCGGAGGGAGGCGAGCGCCGCCGCCCGGAUACCUGGCGGCCAUCGGGGGCGGGAACGGCGCCCACCGCCGCGCGGGGCACCUCCCGCCUAG